AGCACUUCCAUCAUGGCAGGCAGUAAGUUGGUGCUGGAAGGAAGAGUGAGUAUAAACGCGUUUAUUUUAGGGCUCGGCGUGGUUCUAAUCCCAUUGAUCAGAAUCUGGUUUGGACAUAUAGACUGGGUCUUUGAUUAUCUGACUGAAACUCCCGGUAAAAUAGCGAUUUGUAUCCACGUAGCGGUUGUUAAUGGCCUCUUGUUGGUGAUUUACAGAGGACCUCUGUACAAGGUUGCUGUGAGGGCCUGCUUCCUGGGGGUCACUUUCGGCUGUGGCUUGAUUAUAAGCUGCUCUGAAACCACUUGGACACAUUUUGGCUGGUACAUGUGCUCGCUGUCCUUCUUCCAUUACUCUGAGUACCUGGUGACGGCCAUCAUCAACCCUCGCAGCCUGUCUCUGGACUCGUUCCUGCUCAACCACAGUGUGGAGUACACGCUUGCCGCCAUCUCGUCAUGGGUGGAGUUCACUGUGGAGAAGCUGACGGUUCCAGAGCUGAAGCAGCAGAACUGGCUGAGCCUCGUGGGUCUGCUCAUGGUGCUGUGUGGUGAGGGUCUGCGCAAGGCAGCCAUGUUGACGGCCGGCUCCAACUUCAACCACAUUGUCCAGAAUGAGAAGGCUCAGAGCCACGUGCUGGUCACCAGCGGGGUCUACGCCUACUUCAGACACCCCUCCUAUGUGGGCUGGUUCUACUGGAGCACAGGGACCCAGGUCAUGCUGUGUAACCCGGUGUGCAUACUGGGCUACACGAUAGCCAGCUGGAGGUUCUUCCGGGAGCGGAUCGAGGAGGAGGAACUCUCCCUCAUCCAUUUCUUUGCCGAGGACUAUGUGGAGUACAAGAAGAGGGUUCCCACUGGGCUGCCCUUCAUCUCAGGCAUCCGCGUCAACUAGGCCCAGGAUCUGGAUGCUGGGCGUAACAGACUUAAAGCACUGGAGCAGGUCGAACCUGGUGGUGGUGUCCGCUAUGGCGGCUGCCCUCUGGAGGGGAAGCAUGCAGCUGGCUGAGAGCCUGUAGCUCACAGAGACCGCGACAGCCGGGACGGCACCAGGCAGCUGGGCUGCUGUUUUUCUACCAAAUUCCAGUUAAAGACCAGACAACCUCCGCUGUACUACACUUAUCCCAGUAACACCCACUCAUCUGUUUCACCUGUGUUUCUGUUUGCAUGCUUUGACCAUGCUGAGUGUUUCCUGCUCCGGACUUCAGAGGAAGCUCUCGAGUUUUAAUGGCACAGGAAGUUCACCAGGUUUCUGUAAGGAUGUGAUCAUUAGUGUCCCUAGUUUAGUCAGAGUUCACUAUUUUAAAACCUAAGAAAUGCUUAAAGGAGUACUCUUCUGAAAUCUAUGCUUUUAAUACUUAUCCUGUCAGAGCUCUUCACAGACCUGGAUCGCAAUGAUCCAGUCUAAUCAGGUCUGUAGGGUCUAGUUGUAUUGCUGCAGGUCUCAGAUCUGUGCAGAUCUCACAGUGCCACAGCUCCACCACAAGUUGUGUAUUCAGGGUUCAGGUGGUUUACAGUAGGGUAUUCCUUAAGUGUCCCACAUAAUGAUGUCUGAUAGUGAUGAUCAUGAAUGAUGAAUUUUUCCUCAGAAUCCUUAAGUUAAAUAAUAUCAGGGUCUUGAGACUGUUAUUAAAAUGUAGUAAUCACGAACAGGAGGUCUGACGGUGGCCUGAUGUGUCAAACACUUCCUCACGGUGCACUGUGAACAUGAAGUGACUGUUCCCAGCUGUGUUUCAUGUCACAGACAUGUUUCUGCUGCAGCAUGAUGGAUCACUAGCUGGAGAGCGUUGGGUCGACCUCCUCCUGAGCACCGUUUGACUUCCUGUGUUUUAACUUAUGAACCAGUAUUUGUAUUGUUGAUGGAGCACCCUGUCCUCAUGUCAUCGGCACGCUCGCUCUGUUGGAAACCAAGCAGAUGAGCUGUGUGCAAUCAGGGGGCGACGGAGGCUGACCCUGCAGCUCUCUCUCUCUCUGAUCCGUCACAGUGCUACUGUCCACUCUCCGAACCCCGACCUCACUGUGAGAGAGAAGGUCUGUAGGUCAAAGUAAAGCUGUGUGUGUUAAUGAAACCUUCAGUGUUUAGAGUGUUUAGAAAAAGGCUGCGUCUUCAGCAGAUUGUCCCAUUGGCCAACUCUCACAACAAAUGAAAAACAUAUAAAUGAUUCAUGUCCUGUGUGGAACAGAACUGAAUAACACAAGGACGAACUCUAAUUAUUCCCACAGUGAAACAAUGAGAGGAAAAUGGACGAACCAGAACAUUUGAUGUGUCAACAUGUUAAAGUGACGUCCGAGAUAAAGAGCUGGGCAUCCCGGUGGACAAAUGUUGACCAAUAGCACCAUCUACUGAAGACUGUCUGAUGCGGGUAGAGAGAGUGCGCGUGCGUUUUAAAAUGACACUUGUAGCAUGUGUGUGCACUGUACAGGGUUAGAUAAUGAGACUACAGGUAUGGCACACCUGAGGUGAGCUGUGUACAUGUGUUGAGCUUUGUCUCUGGCUGAUUUACUGUGCAGUUACUCACUGAGCAGAGUUUCUCAACACCACUCGUGUGAAAUAAAAUUAAGGCGGUUAUUAAAAA
Molecule: messenger RNA, 2569 nt
Organism: Micropterus dolomieu (smallmouth bass)
Lineage: Eukaryota; Metazoa; Chordata; Actinopteri; Centrarchiformes; Centrarchidae
Gene: icmt
Product: isoprenylcysteine carboxyl methyltransferase
Exons: 5
Coding region: 13-888 (291 amino acids)
Biological process (GO): C-terminal protein methylation
Cellular component (GO): membrane; endoplasmic reticulum
Molecular function (GO): protein C-terminal S-isoprenylcysteine carboxyl O-methyltransferase activity
Source: RefSeq, a predicted model, not a curated record